Clonostachys rhizophaga is the source of this 828-nucleotide messenger RNA. NCBI's taxonomy places the organism in Eukaryota, Fungi, Ascomycota, Sordariomycetes, Hypocreales, Bionectriaceae. The record is from the annotation of a GenBank genome assembly.
AUGCCUCACAGCAACACAUCAGCUCAACGGCCCCCGGUGUACUAUAUCGGACAUGCUGGUGUACCACUUCUCUUUGGUGACGAUGAAAUUACCGUGACCGCUCGGGAAAAUUUGCGGGCAAUUGGACACGAGAUCCUUAGCUUGGAGCCUCGGCCAAAGGCUAUCAUCGCGUUCAGUGGGCACUUCGAAGCAGGAGAGAUACACGGUCCUAACACCAUUGAAGGUCGUCGAGGAUAUCUAACUGAUACUUGGCAGCAUGACUUUGUCGGCGAUUUUCACGAUACGCAUCCAUAUGUGUACAAAUACGAAUGGGAUCACCAAGAUGCGCCCAAACUGGGUAACGAGAUUUGGCGCUAUCUAAAAGACAAAGGUCUCAAGGCGAAAAGGGUGGAAAGGGGAGUUGAUCAUGGUGUCUGGGUGCCUUUCAAAGUUAUGUUCCCACCAGAGCGGCCACUGGACAUUCCACUCAUCCAAGUCUCAACUUUUCACGGUUACGACCUAGAAUCUCAAAUAAAACUAGGGGAAGUUUUUGAAAGCCUUCGGGAAGAAGGGUACCUUAUCCUUGGAUCAGGCAUGGCUGUACACUCGUUUCCUUCGAUUGAAGAGAUCAAGAAUGCGUCUACCGAGAAUGAAAGAGUUCUGGCCAAGAAAAGGGUCUUGCAGGAAACAAGGAACUUUGACAGUUUUGUCCGGGAGGCGGUUGCUGAGAACGAACCGGUGGCCCGUAAGAAUGCGUUACUUGCUCUCGAGUCCCGCCAUGAGUUCAAGAGAAGCCAUCCAACAGUCGAGCGGCAGGAGCUGCAGGAGAAGCAAAGGUUGAACCUUUAG